This is a messenger RNA of Parnassius apollo (apollo), 306 nucleotides long. NCBI's taxonomy places the organism in Eukaryota, Metazoa, Arthropoda, Insecta, Lepidoptera, Papilionidae. The record is from the annotation of a GenBank genome assembly.
AUGGAAUCUAAAGAAAGUGAAAAUAAAACAAAAGACGACAAAAAUAAAGCCAAAGUAGACAGGAAAAGAGCCAAGGAAGAGAGAAAUAAAGCAGAAGAUAAAAGUAAAGUUGGAUACAGAAACAAGAAAGCGACCCACGUAAAUGUAAAUGUGAUGAAACAACAUAUUCCUGAAAAUAAUUAUGUGACAAUUCUGUCUCAAAUUAGGAACGCUCCAGAAAACAUUGCUAGUUAUGACUUAGUAGAGAGCAAUAUAUUUGGAAAAAGAGGCACAAUGACUGAAUUAAAAAGUACAUACAGUGUGUAA